GCCGGACAGCCUUUGUUAACCGGGGAGGGCGCGGCCGCGGGGAUUUUGGCUGCGGGCUUCGCUGGCUCUACUAGCUCACCAGCUUGGCGUCGAGAUGUCCUACAUCCCGGGCCAGCCUGUCACCGCCGUGGUGCAAAGAGUUGAAAUUCACAAGCUGCGCCAAGGUGAGAACUUGAUCCUGGGCUUCAGCAUUGGAGGUGGAAUUGACCAGGAUCCUUCCCAGAAUCCUUUCUCAGAAGAUAAGACGGACAAGGGCAUUUAUGUCACACGGGUGUCUGAAGGAGGCCCAGCUGAAAUUGCAGGGCUGCAGAUUGGAGAUAAGAUCAUGCAGGUGAACGGCUGGGACAUGACCAUGGUCACACACGAUCAGGCCCGGAAGCGGCUCACCAAGCGUUCGGAGGAGGUGGUGCGCCUGCUGGUGACUCGGCAGUCACUGCAGAAGGCCGUGCAGCAGUCCAUGCUCUCCUAGCAGCCCGCUGGUCCAGUCCCGGCCUGCCCGCCGCCUCUGUGUGCAGUCACCCCACUUCCAUGGGCUCUGCACCGCAUCCUGACUUCUGCUGACUGCGGGUCCCAGCACAGAAGGUCCAGCGUUUGUCCCCAGGCCUGAUCAGCUCUUCUUCCUUUCUUGCACCUACUGGCCCUAGGCUCCGGGGCCAGCUCUCUCCCUUAGACACCGAGUGGAAACGAGUACCUGCAGCUGAGUUCUAGUCAGUUUGUAGUGACUACAGGCUCGCAACCCCCCCAACCCCCGGCAGUGCCCAGGCAACAGCUGGGCAAGGGCAGUGAACUGGCCUCACCCAUACUGUGCCCAGGUGCCCCAGUUCUGUGUGCCCUGUGUUUCUCGGCACUGCCCAGAGGAAGCUCGACACACUACCAAAAGCUUGCCUGGAUGAACACCAGACAGGCACACAGUUCACUCCAUCACAUCCUCACUCCUCCGAGGGGCGCUGGUCUCCCCCAGAUUCCCCCAGCAUUAGACAAGGCUAGAGGCUGCCAUUUCAGGGUGGUUCUUAGGACUGCCUUUCCUCUAAGCCUGUUGGUUUAACUUUUGUAUUUUUGUAAUCACAACUUUGAUACAAAGUGUUUUUAUUAGACUGUUUGGAGAUGCCAGUUCUGCUUUUGAAUAUCUCUCAUUUCACAAGCAAAUGGACAAGCCUUACUUUAGAGCCCAUAGAGAUGGAGCUGUGGAGCUGCCCCACACCUAAAAUCUUACAUUUAAUAAAUAGUGCUGGAAUUCACAAGGGGUUUUUGGUGGGGCCCGGAUCUUUGGGGGUGGGGGGGCUGCAGAGAGCAUUGGUAAGGCUGGCUAAAGUGGUUUCUGUCACUCUCGGACAAAGCCAGACUAUUUCCACAUCGACCUGAUACUGCUUGACUACAGCCACAUCUUAGGAACGUCUGGGAAUAUUAGCUUUACUAGAACUGGGUCCGGGAGCCUCUGUCUUCACAGUUAACCAAGAAUAGCUUACAGCAGAACAAGCUUCAUGGACCCUAAUGGGCUCAUGGGGAAUACCCCUCCCUAAUACUCAUAAGAACAUUCAAUUGAUGGGGUAGAGAAAGUACAGGGGUUAAGGCACUUGUCUUGCACAUGUCCUACCCUGGUUAGAUCCCCAGGACUCGUGGUCACCCUGAGCAUCACAGAGUGUGGCCCUACUCUCAGGCUCCUGAAAAAAGGUCUGUGGGCUUAGGCUGAAGUUCCUGUUUCAGAGAAAUAUGAUCCUAAGCAUUUGUUAAUCUAUUGCAACCAAAAAAAAAAAAGAAAAAAAUCUAUUGCAAGUGGAUGAAAAAUCUGGAAAUUAAGACCUACCCCCCAGUCUCCCCUGCUCGCCAGGGAUGGCGUGCCCUUAAAGACCACCUAAUCUGUGUGCACAGCCACAGUGGGUGCCCUCAGGAGUACAGAGAUGUGACCUGUGGGACCUCCCUGGUCUUGAGCAUCUUGUACAACCUAAGAAGGCUUCCUGCUGAAGUGCUGGGGCAGCUGGCAUCAGUGGGCUUCACAGCCCGUUGCAUCUGCUCACGUGUCUCAUGUUCCCAAGCCCUUGCUGCUAUGUCCUGUAGCCUGCAAAUGUUCAAGAGUGUGAAGCAAGGAAGGAAAUCCAGGUUUAAGACUCAGUGGCUCUGGGGCCGGAAUGAUAGUACAGCAGGUAGGAUAUUGUCUCGAAUGUGGUUGACCUGGGCUUGAGCCCUGGCACCCCAGAUGGUCCCCCAAUCAAUCUGUGCCAGGACUGAUUCCUGAGUGUAGAACCAGGAGCAACCCCUGAGCACUGCUUAAUAUGAGCGGAACACAAAAAAAACUGAGUGGCCCCUCACACUAAUCUCAUAUAAAAUGUUGGGGACCCACUCAAUCAAGGCUGGUUCAAGGCACAUCCUAGGAUCCACUCCUGCCUCUGCAAGGGUGACUGGGUGGGAAAGACGAACUAGGGAUUCGGGUUUAGCCCAAGAGAACUCUGCAAGGUGGUCUCAAGUCCUUAUUUAAGCCUCCUGAUCUGACAGGUGAGUCUCACGCAGGGUUCUGGGGAAGUGAGAGAUGGGCCUGUAACUCCAGGGGAGCUUCUCGCCAGUGGCAGGACAGGCUUUAAGGCAUGGACGGGGCAUAUGUGCAUGUCUUAUACUGAAGUACAGUGAGAGGAGCAGCUGGAGAAGUUCACGUUGGAUCCUGGAUUCUGGGCAAGUGAAGGGACUCAGAAGGCAGAAAAUAAGGCACUCACAGGU
Sorex araneus (European shrew) is the source of this 2709-nucleotide messenger RNA. RefSeq names its product Tax1 binding protein 3 (gene TAX1BP3). The transcript is spliced from 4 exons. Gene Ontology annotation, biological process: neurotransmitter receptor transport, endosome to postsynaptic membrane; neurotransmitter receptor transport postsynaptic membrane to endosome. Gene Ontology annotation, molecular function: protein binding. The record is from RefSeq and is a predicted model, not a curated record. Gene Ontology annotation, cellular component: adherens junction; postsynaptic membrane; postsynaptic density. NCBI's taxonomy places the organism in Eukaryota, Metazoa, Chordata, Mammalia, Eulipotyphla, Soricidae. The coding region runs from base 95 to 469 and encodes 124 amino acids.